AUGUGGAGAUCUGAACUAAGAUAUAUGAGUCACUGGGGUUCGAAGAGUACGCCUGUUGUCGGAGGGCUUCAAACUUAUGAGCUUCCAGGCUCUUUGAGGCAUUGUAUCCAUACAGAAGUUCAAACCAAGUUGCUCGGGAUUUUGAUUUCAACCGCAGUACAAAGUGCAAGCGGUAUCGAGUGGAACUAG
This is a messenger RNA of Sclerotinia sclerotiorum 1980 UF-70, 189 nucleotides long. RefSeq lists its product with no specific name. Bases 1 to 189 code for a protein of 62 amino acids. The record is from RefSeq and is a predicted model, not a curated record. The transcript has a single exon. NCBI's taxonomy places the organism in Eukaryota, Fungi, Ascomycota, Leotiomycetes, Helotiales, Sclerotiniaceae.